AUGGCGGGUCUUCUGCGUCUCCUUCGGACGCAAUUUACGCCACCAACCGACCCAACCGGCAUCUCAUUCGCAGGCAAGACAGUCAUCCUAACCGGGGCAACAGCCGGGUUAGGCUUCGAAGCAGCGCUGAAGCUCCUCAACCUAGGAGUCGAAUCGCUCAUCAUCAGCAGUCGCAAUGCAGACCGCGGCCAAGCAACCAAGGUCGAGCUCGAAGCGCGCACCAACCGACCCGGCGCGGUCUCCGUCUGGGAGCUGGAGAUGGGCAGUUUCCAAAGCGUCAAGCGAUUCGCCAACCGUGUUGACAAAGAGAUCGACCGGCUGGACGUCGCCCUCCUAAACGCCGGGCUCUUCAAUCGCGAAUACGCCACUUCCCCAGAAGGGUGGGAGGAGACGUUGCAGGUUAACACGCUGUCCACGUCGCUUCUCGCGCUCUUACUGCUCCCCAAGCUACGGGCCGGGUCGACUGGGUCAGACCCGGCGCAUCUCACCGUGGUGUCCAGUCAGCAGUUCGUCCGAGUCCAGGCGAAGAACCUCCGGACGUCGGCCCCCCUGUUAGAGCAUCUGAACGACCCGAGGAACUUUGCUGGUCCCGCGCAGUACGGUAUCUCGAAGCUCCUGCUGGAGUAUGUGCUCAAGACUGUCGCGGGCAAGAUCCGACAGGACGACGGCAGUGUCCCUGUUAUUAUCAACACAGUGAGUCCUGGGUUUUGCGCCUCGUCUCUCGGGCGUCAGUUCAAUCGGUUUUACGAGCGAUGGGUCACCUGGGUGGUCUACAAGCUCUUUGCGCGCACUGCCGAGCAGGGGAGUCGGUCGCUGGUGAGUGGAACGUACCAGGGGGUGGAGGCGCAUGGGAAAUGCUGGCGGAGUGAUGGCUAUCUGGACGAAUCGACAGCUCUGACCGUUGGGGAGGAGGGGAGGCAGUUCCAGGACAAGGCUUAUUCAGAGAUCCUGGCGGUGCUACAGGCGCAGUCGGCGGACGUAGAGCGAGGACUGUAA
Messenger RNA from Aspergillus campestris IBT 28561, 996 nucleotides. Its product is annotated as putative short-chain dehydrogenase/reductase family protein. NCBI's taxonomy places the organism in Eukaryota, Fungi, Ascomycota, Eurotiomycetes, Eurotiales, Aspergillaceae. The coding region runs from base 1 to 996 and encodes 331 amino acids. The record is from RefSeq and is a predicted model, not a curated record. The transcript has 2 exons.